UCAAAAAAUCAGCUGGAAUUUAUUUUUAACAAUUCCAUUUCGAAGACCAUUCAUUUGAACAACAUUCGCUGUUAUCAGCGCUCAAUUAACUAAUAAACGAAACAAAUCUUACUAAUAACCAUGAGAUGGACUGUGCACCUUGAUGGUGGUCCAAUGAGGGUAAACCAUGCUGCUGUUUGUAUUGACAACAAAAUCUACUCGUUUGGAGGAUACUAUUCAUCUGAAGAAUAUAAGGAUUGGGAGCCAAUUCCUGUUCAUGUCCUGAAUACUGCUACAUUACGUUGGUCAGCAGUCAAUUAUAAAAAGAAUGAUGUGGUUCCAUUCCAAAGAUAUGGACACACUACAGUCGCGUACGGAGACAAAGUUUACAUGUGGGGUGGGCGAAAUAAUUCUGUAGCAUGUGAAACGUUAUCUUGCUUUGAUACCAAGACACUUGAAUGGAGCGCCCCUGCCGUGUCCGGAAUGGUGCCCUUCGCCAAAGACGGGCACUCGGCCUGUGUGAUUAGAAACAAGAUGUAUAUCUUUGGAGGAUUUGAGUAUCUCACUGAUACGUAUUCCCAAAUAGUACAUUGCCUUGACUUGGAGACAAUGAAUUGGACUCUAAUGGAUCCCACCGGAGCGAUUCCUUCACAUAGAGACUUCCACACAGCAGUUUCUGUUGGUGACAGGAUGUAUAUAUUUGGGGGCCGGGGAGACUUAAACAGUCCCUAUAACUCCCAAGAAGAAGUAUACUGCUCACAAAUCUUUUAUUUAGAUACAGUGACAGAGAAGUGGGUGGCUCUCAACCCAAGAGGAACAUGGCCUGAAGGAAGACGCAGUCAUUCUGCAUGGCUCCACAAUGGUUUCAUGUAUAUUUUUGGAGGAUUCAACGGAAACACAAGAACUCAUUUCAAUGAUCUCUAUAGAUAUUCAUUUAAAGAUAAUUACUGGCAGUUUUUGAAUGUCAAGGGUGCAGUACCCUGUAAGAGACGACGCCAAGCGUGCUUAAUAUAUGAAGAUAAAGUUUAUUUGUUUGGUGGAACCAGCCCCUGUCCCCAUCAGAAUAUACGUCCCACGGAUAACUUGGAUGAUGACCCAGAGAAGUUGAUUGAUAACAGUGAUCUCCAUGUGCUUGAUUAUGCACCGACUCUCAAGACCCUUAGUAUUCUCACUGUGUUGGAACACAACCUAGAACAUUCUUGGUUGCCACAUGAUAUCUUACUCGACAUCCGCGCCAUGACAUUGCCUAACAGGAUCAGCAGGCCAUUUAACCAAUCGGGCUGACAGGUUCGACAGUGGCAUUGAAUUGGAUUGCCACAAUUUAAUGGGUUUCCUAUGAUAGACAUAUUAAACGUCUUCUUUCAUUCUGAAAUCUCUGUGCAAAAAUGUUAACGAUAUAAUAAAUAAGCAACCUAUCUGGACUGCACAUUCUUCAAAUUAAUGUAGUUCUUCCUUAUGAAAAUAUCAAUAAUAGUAAUAAUUGUUCCACAACUCCAGCAAUUGUAGUUCCGAGAUUAAGAAGUAAAGAUGACUAAAAAUGA
This is a messenger RNA of Ostrinia nubilalis (European corn borer), 1520 nucleotides long. Its product is annotated as kelch domain-containing protein 3. Bases 121 to 1263 code for a protein of 380 amino acids. Gene Ontology annotation, cellular component: cytoplasm. Lineage: Eukaryota; Metazoa; Arthropoda; Insecta; Lepidoptera; Crambidae. Gene Ontology annotation, molecular function: protein binding; chromatin binding. The transcript is spliced from 5 exons. The record is from RefSeq and is a predicted model, not a curated record.